AUGCUGAGACUUUGUGCAUUUGUGAGCACUGAGAGUUCCCUCCUGGCCGUGAUGGCAUAUGACCGAUAUGUGGCCAUCUGUAACCCACUGCUGUAUACAGUCACCAUGUCCCAGACAGUCUGUGUAUGGCUGGUAGGCUACAUAGCUGGGUGUGUGAAUUCGGCAUUUCAGACAGGAUGUGUGUUUCGACUGUCCUGCUGUGGAUACAAUGUCAUUGAUCAUAUCUUCUGGGACAUCCCCAAGCUUCUGAAGCUCUCCUGCUCCGAUAACUGCCUCUCAGUGACCGUUUCUGUCCCUUUCUCUGCUCUAAUUGGUAUGAGCACCAUUUCACCUAUUCUGGUCUCCAAUUUCUGCAUCUUCUCUGCUAUUCUGCAGAUCUGCUCUGCUAAGGGCAGGCACAAAGCCUUCUCCACCUGCACCUCCCAUCUGACCUCUGUGGCUUUGCUUUAUGGGACUGGUUUCUAUAUGUACAUACAUCCCAACUUAAAGUCUGGGCUGGAUAGUGAUGUGGUGGUUUCUGUGUUUUACACACUGGUGAUCCCCAUGUUGAACCCCCUGAUCUACAGCCUGAGGAACAAGGAGGUGAAGGACGCCCUGAGGAGAGUGAUUAGGAGCUCCAUAGUCUUCAACAUAUCUGUGGAGCCAUUCAUCCGAGCAACUGCCAGCAGUCCAAAUGGCUUCAACCUGUAUAGCAACAGGAUGAACAUCCUGGCCUAUGCAGAUGAUCUAGUCCUGAUCGCAGAUAACCCCGAGAAUAACCUCCAAGGAAUACUAGAUAUCAUGAGCCCUGCUGCCAACUGGAUGAGACUCCGCUUCAACACCAUGUCCUUGUUCCACAAUUGCAUUUAA
Molecule: messenger RNA, 849 nt
Organism: Emys orbicularis (European pond turtle)
Lineage: Eukaryota; Metazoa; Chordata; Testudines; Emydidae
Product: olfactory receptor 5AP2-like
Exons: 2
Coding region: 1-849 (282 amino acids)
Biological process (GO): sensory perception of smell; G protein-coupled receptor signaling pathway
Cellular component (GO): membrane
Molecular function (GO): G protein-coupled receptor activity; olfactory receptor activity; odorant binding
Source: RefSeq, a predicted model, not a curated record